ACCACUCCGGAACUUCCGGCCGGGGCCGCCAUUUUGACUUCGCGACCUUGGACUCCGGCUGCGCGUUACCUGCAGUCCGCUCAGUGGCGUCAUGUCUGUGCUGACUCCACUGCUGUUGAGAGGCCUGACAGGCCCUGCCCGGCGGCUCCCAGUGCCGCGUGCCCAGAUACAUUCCAAGCCGCCGCGGGAGCAGCUCGGGACCAUGGAUAUCGCCAUUGGGCUCACCUCCUGCUUCCUGUGUUUCCUCCUGCCUUCCGGCUGGGUCCUGUCACACCUGGAGAGCUACAAGAAGCGGGAGUGAUGGGAGCUGUCCUCUCCCUCACCCCGAGACCUGACCACCCCAGCCUUUCCUGAUCACGUCUGCUGCAUUCCUGGCCGGCCUCCCCUGGAUCAUGUCCUUCUGUUACAGUGACCUCUUCUGCAGUCAUGACAUCUUGAUUUCUCCACGGUGACAUCCUGGGACCACAUGUAUCUGUUUAUAAGGCCCUGCUCAGUAUGGCCUCCCUUGUAACAAUAAAGUCUACUUAAAGCGUGCUUCA
Molecule: messenger RNA, 539 nt
Organism: Odocoileus virginianus texanus
Lineage: Eukaryota; Metazoa; Chordata; Mammalia; Artiodactyla; Cervidae
Gene: COX8A
Product: cytochrome c oxidase subunit 8A
Biological process (GO): mitochondrial electron transport, cytochrome c to oxygen
Cellular component (GO): mitochondrion
Source: RefSeq, a predicted model, not a curated record